Molecule: messenger RNA, 1259 nt
Organism: Anolis sagrei ordinatus
Lineage: Eukaryota; Metazoa; Chordata; Lepidosauria; Squamata; Anolidae
Product: trans-1,2-dihydrobenzene-1,2-diol dehydrogenase-like
Biological process (GO): D-xylose catabolic process
Molecular function (GO): nucleotide binding; D-xylose 1-dehydrogenase (NADP+) activity
Source: RefSeq, a predicted model, not a curated record
GCCCGCAGGCAGAGUACAGAGUUCAAGAUUAAGAUUGUGGAGAUUCCUUUGAGCAGCCAGCCAUACAGAAACAGGUGCCGGGUGCUUGCUCUGUUUACCUGUGUUAUGGGGGCCACUCGCUGGGGGAUUUGCUCUGCUGGGAAAAUCAGCCAUGAUUUCUUAGUGGCCCUGAAGACUCUCCCCACAGAAGACCAUAAGGUGGUGGCUGUUGCUUCCCCUGAUCUCCAUCGGGCUCAGGAAUUUGCCAGGAACCAUGACAUCCCAAAGGCUUAUGGUUCUUACGAAGAAUUAGCUCAUGAUUCUAGCAUUGAUGUGAUAUACAUAGGGGUGAUACCCCCAUACCACCUUUCAGCCACCCUUCUUUUCAUUGAAGCUGGGAAAAAUGUGCUCUGUGAAAAGCCAUUUGGCAUGAAUGCUGCCGAGGUCAAGACAAUGGUGAAGGCAGCUCAGGAAAAGAAGGUCUUUCUAAUGGAGGCUUUCUGGAGCCGUUUCUUCCCAGCUUCAGAGAAGAUGCAUUCCUUGCUGAAGCAAAGAGCCGUUGGGGAUGUGGUGGUGCUGCAUGCUGAAAUUGGAAGCCUGCCGAGUGUUCCUUGGGGAGCACAGAAAGAGCUUGGGGGAGGCGCACUUCUAGCUGUGGGUCUCUACUGCGUCCAAUUGGCCUGCAUGGUUUUUGAUAGAGAGAAGCCGGAAUCCAUCGUGGCUUCAGGAUUCCUGUAUGAAACAGGAGUGGAUCACUCAGCAUCAAUCAUCCUAAACUACUCUGGUCAACGUCAGGCUGUCCUCACAUACACCAGGAGGGCCAACCUACCGAAUCGGGCAAGCAUUUGCGGGACCAAUGGAAUAAUUGAGUUUCCAUGUACUUUCUGGUGCCCAACCCAGUUGGCUGUCAAUGGACAAAUGGAUGAGUUUCCCCUCCCUUUGCCAUCUCAGAAGCUGAACUACCCCAACAGCAUUGGCCUACGUUAUGAAGCAGAGCACGUCCGACAAUGUCUUCUUCAAGGUCUGAAGGAGAGUCCCAUUAUGUCUCAUGCUGACAGCGAACUGGUCCACUGCAUCUUGGAUGAAGUCCGGAGGCAACUCGGGGUGUCCUACCCACAAGACCACCCCUGAUCCAUCCUUCACUUGGCCUUUAAAGCUAAGAGAAAGCAAACGAAUGGCAAGUGAAGACCUCCAAAGUUCUUCUCAUUGAAAACUCCAUCCCUACAAGUAUGGAAGAAAACAUUGCCAAUAAAAGACAAGUUUGUUGUUGUUUUUGUGUU